UAUAUUUAUGCAAUACAAAACUUCCUUCCUACUUUCCUAGAUAAAAAUUAGAAAAUGUCAUGUUAGAAAUUUCAAAAAUCGAAAGUUGUUUACAAUCAAGUAAUGUACUUAAGUUGAAAUUAUUAAGAAAAGUGAUAAUUAGUUCGAAAGUUUUGAAGAUACAAGAAAUAGUUUCCGAGUUAUAUAUUUUAUAGUUUCGUGAAGGCGAAGUGUUUGCGCAACGAUGUUGGACUGCCUUAUAAGAGAGCGCAGCUUUAGCUGCGGAUUCAGUUCGAUCCAACCAACGAUGUCGGAGGUUGCUAACGAAUUCAAAGUGGACGAAAGCUGUUUGUUCGAUAUGGACGCCUGCUAUGAAACUUUUGACAAGGAUGGGGAUGGUCUAUUAAACCUUGACGAGUUCCGGUUGAUCUGCAAGGCGUUAUUCCGUAAUGAUAAGGGUCACAUUUACCCAAUAUCGGAAGAGAAGGCUCGUCACGUCUUCCAGGUGUUCGACAAAAAUGAUGACGGCUUUAUUGACAAAGAAGAAUUCACCUUCUGCUGGAACCAUUGGAUCAAAGUGAUAGUGCGUCCAGUGAGCGCCUUCCUGAUAGUAGACGUGCAGAACGACUUCAUCUCUGGCACUCUAAAUAUCAGCAAGUGCAACGCACAGCAAGACGGCAGCGAGGUGGUAGAUCCGAUCAACAGGUUGCUGGAGACGGUGCCGUUCGACUGCGUGUUCUACUCUCUGGACUGGCAUCCACCGGAUCACGUCUCUUUCAUCGACAACGUGCAUAUGCGAGAGCUACAUCCUUCUAGUCCGGUUUCAGCUGAUAAAGCGCAGGCCUACGACACCGUGGUUUUCGCUGGCCCUCCUCCCAUGAAGCAGAGGCUCUGGCCGCGUCAUUGCGUGCAAGAUACCUGGGGAGCUGAACUGCAUAAAGAACUUAAGGUGGUGGAGAAGGCGGUCAAGGUGUAUAAGGGCACCAAUCCUGAGGUGGACUCGUAUUCCGUGUUCUGGGAUAACAAGAAGCUGACGGACACCAGCCUCAGCACGCAACUUCGUUCACGAGGAGCGACCGACAUCUAUAUAUGUGGACUGGCCUACGACGUAUGUGUGGGAGCAACAAUAGCGGACGCACUCGCUAUAGGCUACCGCUCGGUGUUGGUGGACGACGCCAGCCGGGGAGUCGACCUCCAGGAUAUCGAGAACACCAAGCGAGCCAUCCUCGAUAACAACGGGGUCAUCGUGGACUCGCAUCAGGUGCUAGCCAUGGUGGAAGGUCGUGAUCGUCGACCGGAACUCGGCUACAAGCUCGCCAUGGAGCUGAAGGACGCUUUGGAAGAUCAGUAAACAAACAAUUACAUACAAAAAUUCAACACAAAAACAAAACAUCUUUUGGCCAAGGCAAUAUUGGAAGCGUAUAAAAGCCAGUCCCGUCCAGUAGUAAGACAUUAAUCGGCUUAUACUAGUGUACCUAUAACGAUAGCUAAGAUAUCAAUACCUUUUUGCCCAUUCGACAAAAUGAUCUUCGUCAAUAAUCUCUUAACUUAACUUAUUAGGCAGAACUAAAAUACUUGCCAUAUCUUCUUUCUUUCAAAUCCCAUACACGAGAAAGAGAUACCAAUAGGUUAGAGAUCAUAUACGACAUAAUCGGUAAUAUCUCUUAACAUAUCAUGACAUGAACAAUAUAAUUAGAUACGAAAAUACGAUCUUAAUGCACCAUAGAGUUUAAAAUAUUUUAGAAAUCUCACCCAAGGUCUGUACAACUACAGUAAACAAACAAAAACAAAGACGAAAGCACCAUAAGUACACAAAUAAAAAAAAACUCUAUAA
Molecule: messenger RNA, 1813 nt
Organism: Vanessa atalanta (red admiral)
Lineage: Eukaryota; Metazoa; Arthropoda; Insecta; Lepidoptera; Nymphalidae
Gene: Naam
Exons: 9
Coding region: 224-1330 (368 amino acids)
Molecular function (GO): calcium ion binding
Source: RefSeq, a predicted model, not a curated record